CCGUAGGUUGGAAACGAAAAAGCAAGUUCAGUCGCUGUUAAAAUGCCUGGUUUUUUGUUCUAUAUGUACUGAAAUAGCUAUGAAAUGUUCACUGGGCAGUGCUUUUCAAUGAAGUGUAUUGUUCAGCAAACCAGUCAAUUCUACUCAACAGCGUCCCGAGCUUUGUUCAAUUGCUAAAACUCAACACCUCACAUGUCCUCCUUUCCUCCAAAAUCAACGCAAUGAAUAUCAAAGUAUUGGGGUUGGUACUUAUCUUUGUCGUUUGUUGCAGAAUGAGGUCCAGUGACGAGUAUUACUAAUCGUUGAAUCUCCACGCUCUGCACCCAAAUCCUCAACCCUAAUACGAAGUCUAAAACCCCAUGACUCUACCGGCUGGACACACCACGAAAGGUGAUACAGAAACUUACUCUACUUACGCACACACACAUCCAUCGACCAGCAAUGAGGCAUUUCGCUAGGCAUGUUUUGGUGGUGAGUUUUAAAAUAAGGUUGAAAUAAAGUUCUCGCUUAGUCGCUUCUGUUUAAGCAAAAAACUACAAACGUUUUCAAUGUUUUGCUUAGUCUAUACAUUCGCACAAAGGUUGACUGGGCAAUUUCUGUAACUGGGUUGUGUCAUGCAAGCGACUACCCGCAAGUUUCUACAAAGUAUGCACCAGUCCCCUUCACUAACUGGCCCGCCAAAAUUAGCCUUAAAUUAGCCGAACAAGGGAGCUCCCUAGGAACGAUUUGUAUGUACUAGUAAACAGCCCUCAUUAUAUACAAGCUGUCGUUAGAUGGUCCGUUUCUUGACAUCACAUAUGUUUCAGUUUCAUGUCUGUGAUGGCCCAAAUCGUCGGUGACUAACUGUUGGUGAAAGCUCAAGGAACAGUAUAGUACCACCAAGAAACAUUCUUUCGUUAUUACCUCAACGAAAGAAAAACAAAAUUUGCCACGCGACUGUCUCGGACUCAGUUUUGUCAUCCGGCUUGCGGCAGUCCAUCUGUUGCACCCACGCCCCUUGUUGCUUUAAUACUGAGAUUGAUCAGUGGAGUUGAUCUCGACCCACGUAAGUAGAACGUGUGGCCCUGCUAGAACGCUCUUGUCCUUGAAUACUGUGUGCCACUCUGCUGUGCACCUUUCAAAUAUACUCGUCGCACACAUAUGAAUUACCCAUUGGAAGUUCCCUCGAAUGCGGACCGCUCCAGCGGUGUGGAAGUAAUUGAUGAUGACAAGGAAAAAACGUGUGUAAGCGAUGCAGAAAUUUCAACGAAAACAUUGGCUGCAGCCGUCUCGGCGGACUCGGUAGACGACCAUUCGAGUAGAGGUAUCCGAGGCCUUUUCAAAUUACAGAAGGCAGAACUUGGCGAGGAUACAGAGCCCAAGGACUCACGAACGGCAAGUUUAAAACCGCGUCAUUUGCGUAUGAUCGCUCUUGGCAGUGGUAUUGGCACCGGUCUCUUCAUUGCUUCAGGUAAUAUCCUCAAGAGUGGUGGCCCUGGUAGUCUGCUCAUUGGAUACAUUGUCAUGGGUGCCAUGGUGUGCUGCGUCGUUAAUGCUCUUGGCGAAAUGUGUUGCAUGUUCCCAGGCAAAUCGUCCUUCUCCUACUAUACCCGGCGGUUCACGGACGAGGCAAGCUCGUUCACCCAAGGUGUGCUGUACUGCUGUACUGCGAUAGUAAUGUUUCCGGCAGAAAUUACAGCCGCUGGUUUUGUUGCGCAACAUUGGCAACAAGCACAAAAGUUCCCUACUGCCGGGUGGAUGAGUGUGUUCUUUGCCUUCGUCGUUGUCAUAGCGUGUACCGGUACUCGUGGAUACGGCGAAACAGAGUUUCUUGCUUCCAUGCUCAAGGUUGCUGCCGUAGUCAUCUUCUUCUUCACAGCCAUUAUCAUCAAUUGCGGAGGCGCGCCCAAGGGUGGAUACAUAGGCCUUCGUUACUGGCACGAUCCCGGUGCGUUCAAUAACGGCUUUAAAGGUUUUUGCUCCGUCUUCAUUACCGCUGCCUUUUCACUGGCAGGUGUGGAAAUUAUAGGCAUUGCUGCAGGCCAAACAAAAAACCCACAGAAGGCCAUUCCCGGAGCCUUGAAGAGGGUAUUCUAUCGCAUCCUUGGUUUUUUUGUGAUCACCCUGUUUAUCGUUUCCUUGAAUGUCGCAUAUAAUGAUUCGCGUUUGGGCACACAAUCCGGUUUCCAUAAUGUUACAUCACCGUUCAUCCUUGCCAUUCAAGACGGAGGCAUUCGUGUGCUGCCAGACAUAGUUAACGCUGUCAUCCUCAUCUCCAUUCUGUCUGUCGCAAACACAAGCGUAUUCAUGGCGAGCAACACGAUUUAUGGAAUGGCGCUUUCACACCAAGCCCCUCCCGUGUUUACAUACGUGAACAAGCACGGCUUACCAGUUGUGGCCGUCGGCCUUUGCUUUGCGUUUGGUUUUCUCGCUUACGUUAACACGACCAAGGGAGGUGAAACGCUUUUCAGCUGGCUUACCAAUAUAUCCGGAACAGCCUCGCUGCUCGUUUGGAUCUCGCUGUCAUACGCUCACAUCCGCAUGCGUCUAGCCAUGCGGGUCCAAGGCGUUCCCGACGAUAUUAUGCCAUACCGUAAUCGUUUCGGCAUAUGUGCUAGCGUCUUCGCCAUCGUCAUCAAUUCCCUUGCUCUCAUCGCACAAAUUUGGAUUGCCAUUUGGCCGGUCGGCGGAGCCAAACCCUCUGCCAAUUACUUUUUUGAGCAAGUCAUUGGAAUCCCCAUCGGCAUAGCAGCAUGGUUUGGAUGGCUUCUGUGUCGCCGUACCGGAUUCCCUUCGUUGAAAGACAUCGACUUAACCACUGGUCGCUACGACCAGGGCUCCGAUUUUGAUAGGGAAACCUUCAACGAGAAGCUUCAUGGAGACAAACCCCAAACAAUAAGAGGUCGCGUGUACGACUUCUUUUGCUAAAAAAAAAAAGGGCUCGUGCUGUCACAAACAACCAACAACUGCUCUCUUCCUCCUAUAUAUGGACCUUUCCAGUUCCGUUAAUCACCUCUUUUCCCCGAAUGGCCGCCAUCAAGCAAUGGCUUUACGGCCCAAAUGUACUACAACGCCAUCUACGAAGGCAAAUAAAAACUGAAACAGCGAACCUUUCCAACGAAAAAGCGCUGACGCCCCAUUUAAGUAGUCCCCUCCAUCGUUUUCUUCAAUGUCACCCUUACAGACACCAACACAUCAAUACCUAUACUUUUUGGGCUUCAUACUAAGCAAUACCUUUUAUAUAUACUUCAUCGGGGCGGAGAUUUGUUCUAUGUAAUACGAUUCGUGUGCGGACUUUAUCUGGUCGGCAAUAGAUAGACCAGAACAAAAAGCCGCGUUGACAUAAACAAAGCAUAAAAAGAAACCGAGACAAAGCAAUUCUUUCGUACAAUAAAGAAAUCAUGUUUCGGACUUGAUUGACGUUCUUUGUUUUAUGGAAAUAGCACAAUUUGCGUAAUAAAGCUGUGAGAACACAGUAUCUGUCCAGGUCAGUAGAGCCGAUCUCCCUCGGUGACAAAGUCGCAAUGAUAGGAAGUUUGCUAAGUAUAUUCAUUCACCUGUUGCAAUAUACCCGUCCACUUAUGAGGCUAAAUUAUGUCAAUUUGUAAUGAUUGUUGUUGUAAUGUUUCUAUCGAUACCAUUAAUUGAAAUCAGAAAAUAAAAAUCAGAAAUGAGACAUUGAAACUUGAUAGGUUAAUAACAAGGUGUCAGGAG
This is a messenger RNA of Schizosaccharomyces japonicus yFS275, 3693 nucleotides long. RefSeq names its product amino acid permease. Gene Ontology annotation, biological process: transmembrane transport. Bases 1141 to 2907 code for a protein of 588 amino acids. The transcript has a single exon. The record is from RefSeq and is a predicted model, not a curated record. Lineage: Eukaryota; Fungi; Ascomycota; Schizosaccharomycetes; Schizosaccharomycetales; Schizosaccharomycetaceae. Gene Ontology annotation, cellular component: membrane. Gene Ontology annotation, molecular function: transmembrane transporter activity.